AUGAAAGCAUCAUUGCAAAUCAUUAUCCGAGUGUUGCGAAAAGUACAGAAGCGGGACUUGAACUUGACUGUUCAUGGAGCUCAGGUAAAAGUGCCCAUUGGCGUGUCCCCCUGUGCCAUGCACAAAUUGGCUCACGAGGACGGGGAACUUGCAACUGCUAGGGCCGCUGAAAAGCAUGGUUCGGUAAUGAUCCUGUCGACGUUGUCCACUUGCAGUAUGGAAGAGGUGGUCGAAGCGGCGCCGAACGCUGUCAAAUGGUUUCAACUGUACACAUAUAAAGACAAGAAUUUGACCAAGUCGUUGAUAGGCCGAGCAGAAAAGGCCGGAUUCAAAGCACUGGUGUUGACUGUCGAUUUACCCGGCGUACACGGAAUCCGUUACAAGGAUAUAAAAAACAAUUUUAUUCUGCCCAGUCACUUGAAAUUAGAUAAUUUCGCCAACGAAAUUUCGAAAAUGGAUCCAACCGAAGGCUCAGGAUUGACAAAAUACGUAAUGAACCUUUUCGAUGACGGUUUGUGUUGGGAAGACAUCGAAUGGAUAAAAACCUUUACAAAACUGCCAAUUAUAGUGAAAGGUAUUAUGAGCCCUGAAGACGCAAAAAUCGCAGUCAAAAUAGGAUGUAGCGUUGUGUUUGUUUCCAACCACGGAGGAAGACAAUUGGAUACAGUUCCUGCUACAAUUGAGGUCCUGCCAAGCAUAGUACAAGCAGUUGAAGAUCGCAUCGACGUAUACUUGGAUGGCGGUGUCAGACAUGGAACUGAUGUUUUUAAGGCUAUAGCUCUUGGUGCCAAAUUAGUAUUUUUCGCUCGACCUAUUUUAUAUGGUUUGGCAGCUGAUGGCCAAAAGGGCGCAGAAAAAGUUUUGGAUAUCCUGAUAAGUGAAUUUGAUAAUUCAAUGGCCUUAUCAGGUUGUUCUUCGUUAGAUAAAAUCAAGAAGAGCAUGGUUGCACACAAAUCAGAAUUUUUCAAAUUGUAA
Molecule: messenger RNA, 975 nt
Organism: Sipha flava (yellow sugarcane aphid)
Lineage: Eukaryota; Metazoa; Arthropoda; Insecta; Hemiptera; Aphididae
Product: peroxisomal (S)-2-hydroxy-acid oxidase GLO5-like
Exons: 9
Coding region: 1-975 (324 amino acids)
Molecular function (GO): FMN binding; oxidoreductase activity
Source: RefSeq, a predicted model, not a curated record